UUGAACGAGACUUACGCGUGACCAAUUCAAAAGUCAGUGAGCUUUUCAGCUUCAGGUUUAUUAAUUUAACUCUUUAGAAAUUGCUGUUCUCGUUUCAGGAGAUCCAAAUUGAAAGAGAUGUCUUUGCCGGGGAAAUGGGAAGAUUGCAGGAGGUAAUCAAGCAUCUCAAGAAGUCACAGCAACGACUGAGCAAAGAAAACAAGGAGAUCAAUUACAUGAAAGACAAGAACAAGAUACUCGAACUUGCAAACGAGCGGCUUCAUGCCUCCAUCCAGGCUCUACAAGGCUCUGUCACGAAAGCCAACGAGGACAUGGAUGCAAGCAAGCAGGCGGCAGAAUCGGCAACGCAAGAGGCAAAAGAAAUGACCAGGCUUUAUGACAGAAUUAUGGAGCACAAGAGCCGCCUCGAAAAACUGGUCGAUAUGGAGAAAGCCAGCAAGGAGAAGGUAGAAAGGAGAACGCUCACUUUGUCAGCAUUAAUAACAAGGACGGAGAAGCAGCUGAUGGAACUCGCUAGAAAAGGUGUUCCUAUACCUGGACUUAAGCUGAGAGGUGGAGGAGCAGAUGAUCCUUACUACAACGUUGUGUAUAGAAGUCAAGGUGCUGGUGACGCGGUUACUCAGGUCGCGGUGGAUCAAGGGUGCCAGACAUCUUCUCACUCAGCCAAGCCAGCAGCGGUUCCAAGAUGCCGGAGCGCCAGCCCGGUGGUGCCAAAACUCAACCUUGGAAAGCUCUCGGCCCCGGAUGUAUGUGACAAGCCCAAACCAAAUACUGUCGUUCCAGUGCCGCCGGAGGUAGCGUCCAAGUCGUCCAAGUCCUCAAAGUCCUCCAAGAAGUCUUCGAAGUCUUCGAAGGCAUCGAAAAAGAAGACUAGAGGUUCACCGUCACCAGAACCUUAUUCAAGACCACCGUCGCGUCUGGCUUUCAUUUCCGAGGCUUCACUGCCUGCGAGUUUGCGUCAGCCAACUGAAAGUUUUCCUUCAGCUACAGGACCACCACCACCACCAGCACUAGCGGCAGAAGCAGCAGCAGCAGCACCGCCACCAGCACCAGUGGCAACAGUAGCAGCAGCAGCACCACCACCAGCGGUAGCUCCUCCAGUUGCGACAGCAACAAUAGCUCCUUCCGUGGUGGUAGCGGCAGCGGCAGCAACAGCUCCACAAGCUUCACCACCAGCAGGAUCUCCUGCCGCUGCUCCAUCAUCAGACCGAGAGAUCCAUCGUGUGAAGAACGAAUCCAGAAAGCUGGAAACAGUCACAGAAGAGAUGGAAGUCACCGUCCAGAGCUACAACGACAAGCGGCCAAGCACAAGCUUGGGCGACAGGCGGCAGAAACUUAGAAGCAACGAGACGAGCACAAGCUCCAGGAGCUACUUCAACUCAAUGGGCAAGAACAAGCAACGGAUGCUGGAAAUUCGAUCGCAGCGAGACCAGGAGUGCCUUGCGUGGCUUCGAACGUUGGAAGUUCCUGAAGAACAGGCCGCCGAAAAUGUGAGAGCCACCACGACCGCUACCACAACGUUGGAACAGCCUUGUCGGAGCCGGCCACCACCGAAGCCAGACGUGGUCUUUGCGGAGGACACCUUACAGAUGACUCAGCUAACCAGACCGGCUUUCGAGUUUCCCACUAGACCAGGUAACCGACGUGUUUGGCGACAACAGCAUCCUCCAUAGCUCCACAGCUGGGCGA
Selaginella moellendorffii is the source of this 1689-nucleotide messenger RNA. Its product is annotated as transcriptional regulatory protein AlgP. The record is from RefSeq and is a predicted model, not a curated record. Bases 135 to 1673 code for a protein of 512 amino acids. NCBI's taxonomy places the organism in Eukaryota, Viridiplantae, Streptophyta, Lycopodiopsida, Selaginellales, Selaginellaceae. The transcript has 2 exons.